This is a messenger RNA of Synchiropus splendidus (mandarinfish), 3317 nucleotides long. It is a transcript of the gene fam117ba, whose product is annotated as family with sequence similarity 117 member Ba. The transcript is spliced from 8 exons. The record is from RefSeq and is a predicted model, not a curated record. Bases 655 to 1596 code for a protein of 313 amino acids. NCBI's taxonomy places the organism in Eukaryota, Metazoa, Chordata, Actinopteri, Syngnathiformes, Callionymidae.
CGUCGUGUCAACGAGGCUAGCCCAGCAUCACCGCCCUCCUCCUUCUAUCGCCUUGUUUUCUGUCUUUUACUUCACCUAUUCCGCAUUCGCUCUUCUGUCGAGUAUCGCUCGGUGUUAAACACGCGGUACUCGCUUUCCAUUUGCAUUCGUUCUGUCGACUGGUUCGUGUUUCAGGCGGCGCUCCUGUCGUCGUGCCGCAUCAGCCGCGGAAGAAAAACAUCCAUCCUGGUGGAGCGGGAGGAGGAGGCAGGCUGUGGAGCUGGGACGCCCUUCUCGACCUAAAUCACUGUAAAUACACGCCGUAAAGACCGUGUUUUUGGUGAGAAUAUCUCCGAGCAAUUUCCCUCACCGCCGCCUCCAGCUCGCCAUCAGCAGCAGAUCACCUGCAGGCGUCUGCGGAUGUCCUGAGGCCGCUGAGGAGCCCGCGAACACCGGACCACGCGGCAGACUGAAUCGCUGGCUUGGAACAAAGCCAACUCUUGGUGGUUCUCACCUGGCGUGACCGCUCUCCCACCAACACAACACCUCUCCUGAUUCUCCUCUCUGCGCCUCCGCCAUCGCGUCCAGCUGUGGCCCUCGCAGGGCGCGCUCGCUGGCUCUCACCUGACCGGUCCCUGGCCUCAGGACGACAGCCAGCACCAACACCUUCCCUACAUGAGGGACAAGGCGACACAGACCCCCAGGGCCUGGGCAGAUGAGAGGAGGAGGGGCUCUCACAAGCGCUCGGCCUCCUGCGGGAGCACCGACCAGCUCAAGGAGUGUGUGUCUGUCUGUGAAACUCUCCAGAUUGCCAAGUUGCGGCAGCAGCUUCAGCGCAGCAAACGCAGCAGCCGCCAUCGAAGGGAGAAAGACCGCAAGUCCCCGUUCAAUGGCAGCCACACCAUCAUCCAGUCGCAGUCGCCCAUGCCCAAAACCAUUCUGAUCCCCAUCCCCAUAAACAAAUCGUCAGCGCCCCGUUUUCGCAACAGCGUGGAGGGUCUUAACCAGGAGAUCGAGCGCAUCAUCAUCCGAGACGCCCCUGAGAAGGAGGAGACCAUCGUGCCCCAGGAUGUUCCAGACGGGCACCGUGCGCCUCCGCCUGUGGCCCCACAGCGUAGCAGCAGCACACGCAGCAUCGACACACAGACUCCCUCUGGAGGCGGCCUGAGUGGUAGCCAUAGCAACUGCAGUAGCCGGCCCGACUCCAUCUCUCCCUCCUACCUCACCGUCCUCAACGACACGAGCGGGGGAAGCCCCUACGAGGACAAAGAGCUGGGACCCUGCUCUCCGCUGCCUAAAUAUGCUGCUUCUCCCAGACCUAACAACAGCUACAUGUUCAAGAGGGAGCCGCCAGAGGGCUGUGAGAAGGUCAAAGUCUUCGAGGAGUCGCUGCCCAAACCUCUCCAGCAGGUGCCGCCUUUUCUGUGUCCAGACCGCAACAAGGUCAACUUCAUCCCCAACAGCGGCUCGGCCUUCUGCCUGGUCAGCAUACUCAAGCCCUUACUGCCUGCUCCGGACCUCAACUUCCGACCCAGCGUGGGUCUGCGGAGCCUGUCCCCCUCCCUGGUGCCUCUUUCCACCCAGCCCUGCCUCCUGGAGGAGCCGGAGAGCUUCUGACCAAGACGACUGGACCAGCCCGGCCCUCCUCAAACGUCCCCUGCCAAUCGGAAAACCUUUCAAAAAUUCCAAGGCUCCAGAAAAAAAUGCCUUCAGCAUGCCAGCUCCGCUCUCUGAUGUCCUUCUCUUGUUGCAAAGCUCUUCCCACUGCCUGUCCUCCUGAGGCCACGUGCGGCGACCCGCGGCGGUGGCCGGCUCAGCAUCUCAUCGCCGUCCAUCACCUGUAGUGCUGGAGGAGUCGGAUGAAAGGACAGACUCUUUUGUUCCAUCGUACUAUACCAUGGCGCCUUUCCACGGACAUAUCACUUUUCUAUCUCUAGUUAUUUCUCUUGAUAUGAAAAAUGCCUUCCAUGACGGACAACAGAGGUCGCCGGUUGCCCUGGCGACCGAGGGAUUGAGGUUCAUUUUGGUGCUGCAAGAAAUAUCGUAGCAAAACUUGAAGGGUCGUGAAAAAUGUGCCUGAUAUUUUUCGACCACUCUGCUUCUCUUGGUGACUCAGUCACGUGAUCGUCACCAUGGUGACCAUAGAUACAGACAGGCGGAGCCCAACAGUGCGAAUACUAACACGGUGGCUUUCAGCAGUCAACCAAAACCCAGAAGUCAAUGCCUUUGUUUUGCUCUGUCGCCCCCUGCUGUGUAUCUGUGGAAGCGCAGGCCAGGACCCCAGUGUUCAGUCUAUUCCCACGUCCGCCUGCAUUAUUUCCUCCUUCACGUCCGCCUCCAUCAUCUCCCUGCUCUCUCGCUCUCCUUCACUUAUUAUAACCCCCGCUGUCAUGUGUUCUUGUGAAAAAUCUCACUUCCAGAGAAGAGGGCGCAGGUCCCCACCCGGGACCCUGACACCCCCUCUGGCCUGCAGUAUUUAGAGCAUGGAGGACUGCCACCUCAAAUCACCAGGAUGAUUCGCUUUUUAAUUCAAGCCCCGUUUCUGAGGAAGUUAAUUCCAAAGCUUGGAAAGUGACAUCUUUGUGACGUAGGGUUUUUAAGAAGGGAAUGGCUGAGCUUAAACAAAUACCAGACCAUCGAACGAUUUCUGGGAGAAAUUUAAGUAACUCCCACGUUGAUUUUAACUGUAUUGUGUCCACGACCUGGUGCAUACUAUUUCUGGCUCUCAGACCCUCCACACUCCUGCUCUUCCUCCUCACAACAUCACCACUACUCAACUGUGCCUGCUCCACUGGUUAAGAAUGUACCGGCUUUGUACAUACAGAGACGACGUGUUUGUGUCGGCUGACGAAGACAUGUAUCUUGACUGACUCAACUAUGGUACGACAACACCGCCCCUCCCCUUCCCAGGCUCUUCCCCGCACCCUCCGCAGAGUACUGUGAACUUCAUGUCUCAUUCUUGUGAAUAAUAAUGUAUUUAUUUAUCAGACGUGUUGCAGAAGAGGAAAUGGAUCUACAGAGAAUUCUAAUCCACAGACUACGUUGUCCGUCUCAGGGUGUGGUGAACAUCCCAACUGGUCCCUCAUGUAUGUAGCCUCCUGCUGGGACUCUGUAGUCAGACCUUCAGAUUCUUACUCUAAACACAAAUGUCACAGCCUCUUUGUCUGCUUUAGACAUUUGUUUACAAAAGUCCUGUAAUAGAAGUGAACGUCUGGAAAGGACGACAACUCAGUUGUCCCGUUUAUUGAAAACACAACUGCCAAGAAUGUCUCUGUUCAAUUCCCUCGAGUGAAAUAAAAAAAAAGGCAUUAUUGAAUGGAAUAAAGCAUCUGUGAUGA